Molecule: messenger RNA, 333 nt
Organism: Quercus lobata
Lineage: Eukaryota; Viridiplantae; Streptophyta; Magnoliopsida; Fagales; Fagaceae
Product: HMG1/2-like protein
Exons: 4
Coding region: 1-333 (110 amino acids)
Source: RefSeq, a predicted model, not a curated record
AUGGGAGAGACUGUAGUGACAGAUACUCUUCUUCUCUUCCCUUUCUCUGUCAAUGCAAUCUUUUCUGGGUAUAACACUGCUUUUUUUUUUUUUUUGUUUGGCAGGAAGAAAUCAAGUUCAACAGUGCCGAAGGCAAAGAAAGCAAAAACUGACAAGAAGUCUAAGGAUCCAAAUGCCCCCAAGCGCCCACAAACUGCCUUCUUUCUCUUCAUGGAUGACUUUAGGAAGACUUAUAAAGAAGAAAAUCCCGAUUCGAAGGGUGGUAAAGAGGUAGCAAAGGAGGGUGGUGAGAAGUGGAAAUCUCUAGACAGAAAGAGAGAAAAAUAUUCCUAG